Saccostrea cuccullata (small rock oyster) is the source of this 1667-nucleotide messenger RNA. RefSeq names its product pyruvate kinase PKM-like. Gene Ontology annotation, cellular component: cytoplasm. The transcript is spliced from 4 exons. Gene Ontology annotation, molecular function: potassium ion binding; magnesium ion binding; pyruvate kinase activity. The annotation marks the transcript as partial. NCBI's taxonomy places the organism in Eukaryota, Metazoa, Mollusca, Bivalvia, Ostreida, Ostreidae. The record is from RefSeq and is a predicted model, not a curated record. Gene Ontology annotation, biological process: glycolytic process.
AUCUGUAGAGAGGCUGAGUCAGCUGUUUUCCAUCAUCAGCUGUUUGAGGAGUUACGUAAAGAGACCCCCACCCCCACAGAUGCCACCCACACUGUUGCCAUAGCAGCAGUGGAAGCGUCCUUCAAAUGUAUGGCAGCUGCUAUUAUUGUGAUCACAACAUCAGGAAGAUCCGCCCACCUGAUCUCGGCCUACAGACCUCGGUGUCCCAUCCUGGCCAUCACACGGAUAGAACAGACAGCCAGGCAGUGUCAUCUCUUCAGGGGGAUCUUCCCUAUCCAUUAUGUGGAUCCCGUCAUGAGUGAGUGGACAGUGGAUGUCGACCGUCGGAUUUACAAGGGAAUCCAGAUAGGAACGGAUCGUGGAUUUAUCCAGAAAGGUGAUCCGGUUAUCAUCAUCACGGGCUGGAAGCCUGGAUCUGGAUCAACCAACACGAUGAGGAUCAUCAAUGCUGUAGACGUAGCUAAAUCUGACCUACUGGCCCCCAUUACAGGUAUAACCAGUGUGCCAAGUUUCAACAAAAUUGAGAGUGAUUUAUCUACAAAUACUUCUGCUUCAUCUGUCUCGGAGUCUAAAGGAUCCAAAGACGACGUAAAAUUCUUCUAAGAACUUCUACGAUAAAAUUAAUUUUUCGCCCCCCAGAGACACUGAAAAUUAACAAUAGUGCCAGGGGCAGAUACAUGUAACUAACCCCUAAGAGAAGUUGGUUUUUACUCAGUGAUGCAGUUAGGGAGCUUUGAACAACUGCUACAUGUAAUUGUGUGUUUUUAUUAGAAUUUUUUUUUCCUUGUGAUGGUAUGUGUGUCUGUUAAAGAAGAGAAGAUAAGAUAUAUAUUGUAUUGUUGAUUUUUAGAACUGUUCCAAUUUGUUCAUGUUAAAAAGAAAAAAAGUGCUAGAUGAAUAUAUUUUUAUUUUAAAAAUAAUGUUUUUACCUGUGUACUGUGUGUAUAUGUUAGAUUUAAUAGUUACAAUGUAAAAAACAUUUCCUGUAAAAUAUGACGAUGCAUGUAACUGAUGUAGUAGACCCCCCAGCAGUUGCAUAGAAAUUCCUGGUGUAUAUACAUGUAUGCUACUUGCAGUAAAGAAAUAUUUAUAAAUAUUUUGUCUGAUAACAUAAAUAUAUGUCAGGGAUUAUUUUUUUCAAUGAAGAAAGUAAAUAUACUGAUACACACUGAUAUGAAACAUCUAGGAUGUGAAUCUCACUUAGUACAGGUUUUUGUGGCUUAAUGUGUAAAAAAUGGUGCAGGUUUUAGCAACCAUUUAAGUAAAAAUUAAAAUAUAUCUGCUGUUAGUAUUGCAUUGAAUGGCAAACUGCUUGGAAAAACGAUGUAUCCCUGACUGUCCAUUUCAUGAAGCAACGAAUUAAAUUCAAAUAAAAAAAUUGUUAUCGUUGAAGUAUAAAUUAAAUCAUGUUUAAACAUGAUUUCCUUGGUAUGCAUUGCUGCAUGGACAGACAGAAGCUGAUGCGAAAAUUUUAAUGUUAAUGUAAAACUGGUGUUGUUUUGCCUCGAUCUGUAAAGUUACCAAUAUAUAUAAUAAGAAAAAUACUAUCAGUUGUUUGGAAAUAAUCCCAAAAGCCUUUUUUUAUUAGCCUUUUUUUGUAAAUUUAAAUAUUAAAGAUUUUUUGUUUUACUUGCUGUACUAGCUGCAAUAAUGUAGCCCUCUCCCUU